Brassica napus (rape) is the source of this 1254-nucleotide messenger RNA. Its product is annotated as cytosolic sulfotransferase 5-like. Gene Ontology annotation, cellular component: cytoplasm. The record is from RefSeq and is a predicted model, not a curated record. The coding region runs from base 210 to 1088 and encodes 292 amino acids. NCBI's taxonomy places the organism in Eukaryota, Viridiplantae, Streptophyta, Magnoliopsida, Brassicales, Brassicaceae. Gene Ontology annotation, biological process: sulfation. Gene Ontology annotation, molecular function: sulfotransferase activity. The transcript has a single exon.
GGUUUCGGUUCCCUGGAUAUCAAAAUUUUAAACCUGUUCGGAUAUUUAAUCAAUUUCGGUUCAGAUUCGGUACUACUUUUUCGGAUCGAGUUCGGUUUGGUUCUUCGGAUUUGAGUCUUUUUGCCCAGCCCUCCUUAUAUCUAUUAUGACUUCGUUUGAAGCUUAAACCACAUCUUUUUGUAACAAGAAGUAUAGAACCAACAAAACAAAUGGAUCCGAAGGAGCUUCCGUCCAACAUAGGAGACGACAAGAUAAGUGAAGAAACCAAGAAGUUGAUCUCUUCGCUUCAUUCACACAUAGAUUACCAAGGGCAUAAGAUUUGUAAAUAUCAAGGAUGUUGGUAUUUUUACAACACCCUCCAAGGUAUUCUCAAUUUCCAGAGAGGUUUUCAACCGCAAGACACUGAUAUCGCUUCGUACCCCAAAUCAGGCACUAUUUGGCUCAAGGCUCUCACAGUCGCUCUCCUUGAGAGAUCAAAGAAACAUUCUUUUGAUGAUGCUGAUCAUCCUCUUCUAUAUAAUAAUCCUCAUUGCAUUAUACCAUUCUUGGAGAUUGAUAUGUACCACGAAAGCUCAAGUCCUAACCUAGCCAAGUUCUCUAAACCUCCAAGGUUGUUCUCGACGCACAUGCCACUGCACACGAUGCACGAAACCCUCAAGCACUCUCCUUGCAAGAUUGUUUACGUGUGUAGGGACGUGAAGGACACGUUGAUUUCGUGUUGGUUUUAUAGCAGUGCUAUUUAUAAAAUUGAACCAACCAGAAGCGUUCUCGAGUCUAGGUUUGAAGAGUUCUGCAAUGGAACUAACUAUUUUGGACCUUUUUGGGAACACCUCUUGAGUUACUGGAGAGGAAGCUUGGAAGACCCCAAGCAUGUCCUUUUCAUGAGGUAUGAGGAAAUGAAAGCCGAGCCUCGUGAUCAGAUCAAGAGACUUGCGGACUUCUUGGAUUGUCCUUUUACUAAGCAAAAAGAAGAUAGUGGAUCUGUGGACAAGAUCUUGGACCUUUGCUCUCUGCGUAAUCUGAGCAGUUUGGAAGUUAACAAAACAGGGACAAUAAACAGUGUGGAGCACAAGUUUUUUUUUCCGUAAAGGGGAAGUCGGUGACUCGAAAAAUUAUCUUACACCUGAAAUAGAGAACAAGAUAGACAUGAUCAUCCAAGAAAAAUUGCAAGGUUAUGGUUUGAAAUUUUUAAGUUUUAUGGUUUGUGUGUUUCUUUGAUAUGAUGCAGCAUAAUAAGAGCACCUUACGUUGUUA